Protopterus annectens (West African lungfish) is the source of this 3563-nucleotide messenger RNA. RefSeq names its product prolyl 3-hydroxylase family member 4 (inactive) (gene P3H4). Gene Ontology annotation, cellular component: endoplasmic reticulum. Bases 355 to 1638 code for a protein of 427 amino acids. The transcript is spliced from 7 exons. Gene Ontology annotation, molecular function: protein binding; collagen binding. Lineage: Eukaryota; Metazoa; Chordata; Ceratodontiformes; Protopteridae. Gene Ontology annotation, biological process: collagen fibril organization; peptidyl-lysine hydroxylation. The record is from RefSeq and is a predicted model, not a curated record.
UGAAUGAAAGAAUGAAGUAAACACAAAGCAACACAGUCAGUGUACUGUGCUUGUUGAGUAAUAUAAACGGAUUGCCACUUUAUUCAUUAAUUCAAUUAUCUCACUAAAAUAUAUCUUCAGCAGCGUCACUAUUUUUCCCAUUUUGAAAAUAUUCGAUCACACUUAACGGGCAGCCAAAAGAGAUUAUAAUUUCAUUUGUGUUUAUGAAUGGAGGGCGGUGAGACCCGGCGGACUGCUAGGUUUUUCCUUUCAGAUCGAGAUGGGCCGAAAAGUUUUCAACUUCAUAUUGCGGGACUAGCGCUACCAGUAGGGGCACCGAUUUUCUGAGGACCCCUAAAGAAAGUGGCUUUGGCAAUGCUACGGGGUAUCUCAAACCUGAUGUGUACACUGCCCCUCUUCUUAGCACUGCUAGGGAUUAGUGGGGCCCAGUACGAGAAGUACAGCUUUAGAGGGUUCCCCAAAUCCGAACUCAUGCCUCUGGAAUCAGCCUACGGCUAUGCCUUGGACCAGUAUGCUGCUGAGAACUGGAAGGAGAGCGUCAAGUACCUGGAGAUGAGCCUCCGGCUUCACCGGUUGCUGCGGGACAGCGAGGCGUUCUGCAGCCACAACUGCAGCCGGGUGGCUCGUCGGGUGGGGGAAUGGGGCAACUUCAUGGAGCUGGAAGCAUUUGGCCACGUUCUUAGCCGGGCAGCCUGCCUCAAAGGUUGCAAGAGUACCUUGCCAGUGUUUCAGCUGAACCGACCAAAAGCAGACUUACUCCGGGACUUUGAUAAAAGAAUUCCUUAUAGAUAUCUGCAGCUUGCCUACUUCAAGUCUAAGAAGCUAGAGAAGGCAGUCUCAGCAGCUCACACUUACUUACAGAAGAACCCUGAUGAUGAGAUGAUGAAGAAAAACUUAAAUUAUUAUAAAACAUUAUUUGACGUGGAUGAAUAUCUCAUUGACCUGGAGGAACGGCCAUAUGAGAAGCUGUUCCUUAAAUCUGUGAAGUUAUACAACAGUGGCGAUUUCCGUUCCAGCACAAUUGAAAUGGAACUGGCAUUACCAGAAUACUACAAAGUAUAUGAGGAGUGUUUGGCUGCUUGUGAAGGGCCACAUGAGAUUAAUGAACUGAAAGACUUUUACCUUUCUAUAGCAGAUCAUUAUGCUGAAGUUCUGGUAUGUAAAGUCAACUGUGAAACAAAUCUGACUCCAAAUGUUGGUGGUUAUUUUGUGGAUAAGUUUGUGGCUACCAUGUACCAUUACCUACAGUUCGCUUAUUACAAAUUGAAUGAUAUUAAAAAUGCAGUGCAGUGUGUGGCCAGUUACAUGCUGUUUGAUCCCAGGGAUGAAAUUAUGCAACAGAACAUGCAGUAUUAUCGUUUUUACCGGGAACAGUGGAGUCUGGAUGAGAAUGACUUUAAGCCUCGACCUGAAGCAAUGCGUUACUACAAUCAGACAACAUUACAGAAGCAGAUGCUGGAAUUUGCCAAGAACUUCUUAACAUCUGAUGAUGAGAUGGAAGUGACAAGCGAGCUACUGUCCGAAGGUGAAGGACUAGUCACAGAUGCUGAAUUUGAAGGGGAUGGAGACUAUGAAGAAGAUAUUUAUGCAAAAUGGUGGCAGGAGCCAAAAUCUAAAGGAGAUGAAGGGGAAGAUUAAUUUAUUGUUAGAAGUCAAAGUGGUACCUCAGUGCCCAAGAUACAACACUUUCUGGUGUGGAACUGUGAAACAAAGAGCAGAUAAUUUGUUUUGCAAAGCAAGUGACUGUAGAGGAAACAGCCCUUGGCAGAGUCUAUGAAAUAGUAGAUGAAGCAUCAGGUCUGCUCUAGCCAUAAGAAUCAAUAAUGAAAGUAUUUAUAUAUAUUUGUUAUUUUUAUUUUUUACAAUGACUUAUCUAAAGAGUCCUGGUAUUGUCAGCAAUGUAAGUGUCAAAGCACUCCCUGUUAACUUACUGAAAGAAGAUUGCCAUAAUUUUUGGCAUGAGGAAUUAGAAUCAUCUUUGUAUGAUGUACCUUUGGGCUUCCAUUAUCAUUUGAGAAGUCAGAAUAACCAGGGGGCAGCAUUGCGCAUUAUAGUAGCCAAGGCUUCUACCAUUGGUUUCUGUUGCAAAAAAUAAAUAAAUAAUCCUGUAGUAUCUGCCAUCUGGCAUAACAUCUGGGGAGACUUAUGGUGGUUCUCACCCGUAGUGCUCAGCAUGGUAGAGAUCUGACUAACUCAUCAAACAGAAGUCAGUAUUUUUAAAGUGAUUUUCAUUGUACUAAUUGAGAAUUGCUAAUCUGUCAGCUGAAUCACAAGCCAAAGAGGGUCAGAUUAUUUUAUAUAAUGUCAAAUGUGGGUAUCAGCUAUUGUGUCACUUUGGAGUAGAUCACCUUUCCCUUACAAACCAGUUAUGCAUCUUUAUCCCUGUAGUUUGUGGUAUGGUUAUAGCUCAGACUUAACACAUGUUGCCUGUUCAAAGAUAGGUUGUAGAUUGAUUAUUGUUCAAGUAAAGUAUACUCGAAAGUUCAAGAUUGUACAUUUUGGGCAGAUAAAGUGUAAUUUGACAUUUCAGAGUUUUACAUUAUUAUUUAAGUAAGGUGUAAUUUAAAGGUUUAUUACUGUGAAGGAGAAAAUAUUCCUCAUGUCUUUUACCAGUAACCAUGUAACACUAAGAAUCACUUCAGGUAUUGAGUUUUCAUUAACCUUAUAAACACCUGCUCACUAUAUUCUCAUUUUGUUGUGGUUUAUCCCUUGUUCACUGAAGAACCUUCACUCUGCUCAAUCUGACCUAUCAUAAGCUACGCCAACCCAGUUCAUUGCCAUUCCCUCUGUCCACCUGCCCUAUAACCCUGCCAUCCCACUGUUCUGGCUGGCUGAAAGAUAAACCCAAGUAUAGCACUCAAGGGCAAAGCUACCACUGGGAGUAAAGUCUUGCACUAACUGAGAUGCUAUGUAAAUGGAUGUGGGUAUGAUCAGGGUGGGAUGUACAUUGAAUCUGCUAGGUCAGCAGGUGUGACCGGGACAGUGAGGGCACCUCUUCAUUUUUCUCCUUCAGCUUGCUCUGUUACAUACCCACUCCUGUGGUAGUGAAGAUGAACCUCCCAGUUUGCACAAGGGGUUGCUAACUACACUAGCUGUACACCCCACUAGACAGAGCAGUUUUCACCUAAGUUUCUUUCAAAAUCGUGGUCACUGGCAUAUCAAGAUAAAAUACAGUUGCUACACUGAUUAGCAGAUGUGUCUAAUUGUAUCUAAAUAAUGCAGAUAAUGGCAGCCUUGUGUUCUGUCUCUAAAAGAAGGCAACUGAAUAAAGUUUGGAAGUUGUUGUCAUUGAGUUUAUACAAGUGUAAUUUAUAAUAAAAAAAUGGUAGCCUGCCUAUAAAUGUGUAUCUUUAAUGUGUACUGUCUUUUCAAAACUGGUGGGACAAAUUUCCUUUUAGUAAUGUGAAGCUAUAGCAGCCUUCUGACAUGUGAAUCUUUGGAAAAUGCUAAAACCUCUCUGUAAUUUUUACUUAGUCCCAGUUAAUGUUUGAAAAACUUUUAGUGAUAACAGAACACCACUGUUGCCUUAGUGAUGAUGUGUGAUUAAAAUAACCCCUUUUGGA